AUGCUUCCACCUCCCUUGCAAUUGUUGCUAAUGGGCAUCUAUAUUGUGGGCACAGGAGUCUGCAAUGUUGCAAAUAUUGCCUCUAUUUCGGAAGCAGGUUCUCGUGCCGCGCGACUCUCACUGCUCAAUUUAAUUCCAACAUUUAUCUCUCUUGGACAAGGAUUCGGCGCUCGUUACCUAGGAGUUUCUAGAUCAACAUAUCGAACAUUUCAUACAGUAUGCGGUUUCAUGGCGCUUGUACAAGGAGCCAUACAUGUUUCUAUAGUCGCUAGGACAAGGACAAUCUCGGCUUCUAAUGAUGUACAAUUUUAUGGUAUCCUAGUAGGAAGCAUGAUGCUAGGUCUCUCAUUUCUACCGCUUGUAAAGAAGAGAGUUUACGAAGUAUUUCUCAGGACACAUCAGGGGUGUGCCUUGGUUCUACUUUACGCUUUAUGGCGGCAUGUUCAAAUGCUACAAGUUACUGAGACGUGGAUCUGUCUAUUAGCAUGUACUUGCUUAGCCCCCUGUUCGCUUCUUAUUCAAUUAGCUCGCAUCAUUUACAGGAAUUUUGUCAAGGGCAAAAGACGUGCUAAAUUGAUCAGAAUAGGUCAUGGAGAAGAUGUGGCAUGUAUAAGAGUUUCGCUGCCACGUCCAUGGCAAGUCCGCGCAGGAGAGCACGUUUGGCUCAAUGUUCCGGGUCUUGGCUUGUUCUAUCUGUUCCAGUUCCAUCCAUUUACAGUCACAUGGUGGGAUGAAGACGAUACUGGUGAGAUAUGUUCAAUAUCUUUACUCGUACAAUCUCAAGCCGGGUUCACGAAAAAGCUGCUCCAAUCCACUAUGGCUGGCGAGAUCUACAUGGCACAUAUUGAUGGUCCAUAUGGCCCCGCAACAGUUGGUCCUUGUGGGCUUUCUGAGCGCAUGGGAGACUAUGGGCAUAUCUUCAUGGUAGCCACUGGUAUCGGAAUUGCAGCUCAAUUGCCCUAUAUCAAAGAGCUUUUAGAACAGCGUCGAAAUUCAAGAAUCCGGACUCAGAGAAUUGCACUUGUGUGGCAACUCGAGCAGGAAGGAGACUGGAAAAGCGCUCGUGACUGGUUACAGCUAUUAGUGAAGCAAGAUGAUCAUUAUCUUCUCAGUGUCACCGUCUAUGACUCGUUAAAGCCGCCCUCGCCGAGUGACCCACUGAGCUUCGGGUAUCAUGAUUUGAUUAAGAUCUAUGGAGGACAGCCAACCUGGGAAGACCAUUUAUCAUCUGAAGUAUCGCAACAAAACGGAAGAAUGCUAGUGGCAGGUACAGUUUACUACAUGCCUGUUUCAGUGGAGUGUGCCUAA
Molecule: messenger RNA, 1308 nt
Organism: Aspergillus japonicus CBS 114.51
Lineage: Eukaryota; Fungi; Ascomycota; Eurotiomycetes; Eurotiales; Aspergillaceae
Product: ferric reductase family protein
Exons: 3
Coding region: 1-1308 (435 amino acids)
Biological process (GO): intracellular iron ion homeostasis; iron ion transport; copper ion import
Cellular component (GO): plasma membrane
Molecular function (GO): ferric-chelate reductase activity
Source: RefSeq, a predicted model, not a curated record